Molecule: messenger RNA, 3019 nt
Organism: Boleophthalmus pectinirostris (great blue-spotted mudskipper)
Lineage: Eukaryota; Metazoa; Chordata; Actinopteri; Gobiiformes; Gobiidae
Gene: piwil1
Product: piwi-like RNA-mediated gene silencing 1
Exons: 21
Coding region: 222-2774 (850 amino acids)
Biological process (GO): regulatory ncRNA-mediated gene silencing
Cellular component (GO): P granule
Molecular function (GO): piRNA binding; protein binding
Source: RefSeq, a predicted model, not a curated record
UUUGUAUAGUUUAUUUAUAUACAAAGCAGUUUUAAUCAGACAUUUAGUCAACUUGAAAUUAUUGCGUUUAUCAAAGUUUUCGGCGUAAGAAUUAUCUCAGUGAAGAGGUCUAUGUCCCGUGACGUUUCGCGGCGCCACCUGCAAGAAAAUUAAUCGAGCAUUUCUUUUCCUCCGGUGGUGUGAACUUGUUGGGCAAUAGUGUCUCAAUAACCUCAAUAACCAUGAGUGGCAGGGCAAGAGCAAGAUCACGAGGAAGGGCCCGCGGUCAGGAGGCAGUUGGCGCUGACCAGCCCAGAGAGUCUGCCCCUGUCCCACCUGCUGAAGUGAAGGUUGGCAGAGGAAGGCAAAAAACUACUCCAGGCCCAUUUACUGAAGAAGCUCUCAUGCAGAUUUCAGCUGGAUUUCAACAAGUUAAGCUUGGUGAGCGUGGAGGCCACCGUCGAGAUUUCAAUGAUGCUGGGAUCAACACCAGGCAGGCCAUGGAGCAUGUCAAAGAUUCAAAAUCUGGAAUAUCUGGGCGGGCCAUUAAGCUCUCUGCAAACUACUUUCGUAUCCUGUCCCGGCCUCAGUGGGUCUUGUAUCAGUACCAUGUGGACUUCAAACCCCCGAUGGAGUCUUGGCGUUUCAGAUCUGCACUUCUGUUCCAGCAUGAGGAAAUCUUAGGUUCAGCUAGAAGUUUCGAUGGAGCACUGCUUUUUCUGCCUCACAGGUUGCACAAAAAGGAGACAGUGCUCUAUAGUGAGACCAGGAGUGGAGAAAAGAUUCAAAUAACUGUUACACUGACCAGUGAGUUGCCACCAACCUCACCUGUGUGUUUCCAGUUUUACAACAUAAUAUUCAGAAGGAUUUUGAGAGUACUAAAGAUGCAACAGAUUGGAAGAAACUACUACAACCCAAAUGACCCUCUUGACAUUCCAAAGCACAAAUUGACCAUAUGGCCUGGUUACACUACAGCUAUAUUGGCAUAUGAGUCUGCCAUCAUGCUGUGCAUUGACGUGAGCCACAGGGUUCUUCGUAGUGAAACUGUCCUUGACUUCAUGAUUAAUCUCAAGCAGCAAUGUCCAGCUCAUCGCUUCCCAGACAUCUGUGCUAAAGAGCUUGUUGGUUUAAUCGUCCUCACAAAGUACAACAAUAAAACCUACAGAGUUGAUGACAUAGCGUGGGAUCAGACACCCAAUAACACUUUCAAGAAGGGAGACACUGAAAUCUCUUUCAGGAACUACUUCAGUAAUCAAUAUGGCAUAAGCAUCGUUGAUGGCAAUCAGGUGAUGCUGGUCAGUCACGUAAAGAGGUUGGGUCCCGCCGGAGGCCCUCCUCCUGGACCAGCCUUGUUGGUCCCAGAGUUGUGCUACCUCACAGGACUGACUGACAAGAUGAGAGCAGAUUUCAGCAUCAUGAAAGACUUGAGUGCACACACCAAACUGAGCCCAGAAGACAGAGAAAAAUGCCUAGACAGAUUUAUUAUGAACAUACAGAAAAAUGCUGAAGCACAGUCAGAGAUGGACAAGUGGGGCCUUUCUUUUGACAAAGAACUUGUCCAACUGACUGGUAGAGUGCUUCCAGUAGAGAGGAUUUUCCAGGGACAGAAAUCAUACGAAUAUGAUCCUUGGUCAGCUGACUGGGCCAAAGAGAUGCGUGGAAUACCUCUGAUAAGAUCCCCUCCUCUUUCCAACUGGUUGUUGUUGUUCACAAGGCGCAACAGCAAUGAGGCCCAGGCACUUGUGCAAAGUCUUGGGAGAGUCUCUGGUCCACUUGGCAUCUCCGUUCAGCGUGCUGUGAUGAUCGAAUAUGAGGAUCAUCAAGAAUCCCUGCUCCGAGCUCUACAGCAGAAUGUGACCCCACAUGUGCAAAUUGUGGUUGUGGUCCUCCCCAGUAAUAGGCAGGACAGGUAUGAUUCAGUCAAGAAGUACCUGUGUGUGGACUGCCCCACACCCAGCCAGUGCGUGUUGGGUCGUACCCUCAGCAAACCUCAGGGUCUGAUGUCAGUGGCUACCAAGAUUGCACUUCAGAUGGCCUGCAAGAUGGGAGGAGAACUGUGGAGUGUGGAGGUUCCUCUUAAGCAGCUCAUGAUUGUGGGCAUUGACUGCUAUCAUGACACCACAGCGGGGAAAAGGUCCAUUGGUGCUUUAGUGGCGAGUUUAAAUCAGAGCAUGAGCAGGUGGUACUCAAACUGUGUGUUGCAGCACAGAGGCCAGGAGAUCAUGAAUGGUCUGAAGAAGUGCCUUGGUGGUGCUUUGAAAGAAUACCUGAAGUUCAACCAAUGUCUGCCCUCUCGUAUCAUUGUGUACCGAGAUGGGGUAGGAGAUGGACAGCUCCACAGUGUUGUCAACUAUGAAGUUGCACAGAUCAUGGAAGCAAUCAAAUCUAUAGGCCAAGACUACAUGCCAAAGAUCAGUGUGGUGGUGGUGAAGAAGCGCAUAAACAGCAGGUUCUUUGCGCACAUCAAUGGCAAAGUGUCAAACCCUCCACCAGGCACAGUUGUGGACACUGAUGUUACCCGUCCCGAGUGGUAUGACUUCUACAUCGUGAGCCAAGCUGUCCGUCAAGGAAGUGUUUCCCCAACCCAUUACAAUGUUGUGUACGAUACUAGCGGACUCAAGCCUGACCACAUGCAGCGGCUCACCUACAAGUUGUGCCACAUGUACUACAACUGGCAGGGAAUCAUCAGAGUGCCUGCUCCAUGCCAGUAUGCCCACAAAUUGGCCUUCCUCGUGGGACAGAGCAUUCACAGGGAGCCCAAUGUCAAACUUGACAACCUGUUGUUUUAUCUUUAGACUAGACUGCAUUCUUAGUUUGUUUUAGAUGUUCCUGAAGUCUUUUUAGACAUAAAACAUGACUAGCUAAUUUUUUCUUAUUGGAAGUUUAAAUUUAAAUAUAUUUGAGAAGCUGUUUGAAUAAUAAUUUGAUUAUUUGUAAGAAUAAGUUUACUGGCAGUCGUGAAUUUUAUUUAGAUGUUAACUGUUUGGUCAUUAGCAAUGUUGUUGCAUAUUAAAAUGGUAAACGUUGGCAAACAAGUUGA